UAGCUGCUGUUUGGCGGCGUGCAGCUGCAGGUCGUGACCAGUUCUGCUUUCAAACACCCGAGCACACAUGACCGCAGACUUCACCCACCUGUCCACCCACCGGAGGGACCACCCAGUGCCCCGGUGUCCGAUUGAGAAGUGAUGCAGUGACAGCAGAUGAUGUCUACAGACACUCUGAAAGAAAAACAAGGAUCUGGGUUUUCUCUGCAAAGGCUGCAAGUUGUUUUGGAUCCAGUUCCUGAAAGAGACGCCGGGUUCCCUCAACAGUUUUGGGGUUUGGAUAUCAACAUGGACGGCAUUGAACACUACAUCUGGGAGCGCCGCAUCCACCAUGGGGUCAGGUACCAGAAGAGCGCAGUCCCGUUCCCAGACUCUGUUGAAAUCGGUUUGGAGUUCAACGCGGCCCUGGAGAGGAAGGAAAAGUUAGAUAUGUGUCUGCUGACAAACAGCGUGAUGCUGGAGCUUUGUGAAUUUGCCAAAACGGUGACUAGGUCUGAGAUGUAUUUCUUGUUUGAAAUACUGGAGUUCAACUUUGACCUUGGUAUGGACAUGGUCGAUGAAUGGCAGUGUUACGACUUAACAAAACGCGUUCACACUAAAAUAAGGAUGCUGAGGGAUCAAAUCAAGUUUAAACCUCAUAGAUGGCUAGAAACAUUUCUACUGCCACCCCUGAGCAUUCCAGUAGCAUCCGCUGGGUCAGAGCAGUCUGAACGCUACUACCCUAAAAGGAACACUGUCGUGGAUAGUUCAGUCCUCACUGGAGGCAGCAAGAACAGCGAGUCUGCAGAACAUCAGGAUAUGGAGAGUAACACAGCUGCAAUAGUUAUAAAGAAACAAGGAGGAGUCCGAUUAAAAUCAACAGCUGAUGCUUACCCUCACUGUAAAGACCUCGGUGUGACUCUGGUUGUUCGACCAGACAAUGCACCCAAAGAGAAGCUGGACCCAAAUCUGAUAACCAACGGCGUGAUGAUGGAACUACUCGACUUUUCCAGAGUGCUCUGUGGAACCCACACUGGGAUAGUUUGCGACUUGGUCAAGCAAAACUUUGGUUAUGAGUUGGUAAGAACUCUGUUCCGUAUUCAAGUAGCCAGGCUGAUGGAGAGGAAGUACGCCUGCCAAACACCCGAGGACAAGAGCGCUUUCCGAAAGGAGGUUUUUCAAGUCCAGCUGAACAAACGGGAACAGAAGCCUAAAAAGAGAAAAGACCCUGACACAGAUUACCAAGAACUGGAAGAACCAACAAUGGCCAGUAAUAAAAGAGAGAUGCUGAGGCUCGAGGACGAUGAUGCAAAAGACAUCUGUCAGGAGAGCGACCUGUCAUACAUGUGUCCAGUUGAUUUUGAGACAGAAAUGCAGUCAGGUUCAGAUGCCGAACCAGAGAACGUGAAGUUUGAGAGUUCUAUGCCCGAAACAAAGUUUUCUCUGGAUGUAAAGGAGGAAGAGGAGGAAGUUUUCGUCUCCCCACGGCAGCCUGAAAUGAACGUCCACAACCCUUGUUUGUUUGACCUAUGUCCAAAGGACACAACUCUAAAAGAAAUCGGGAAUCUGUUUUCUGAAGACAAAAAUGAAGACGUGAAUGUAAAAACAUAUAAACAGAAGCUGUGGAUCAGACGUGUCCCUCGCUCAAAGGAAAUCCUGAAGUCUAGUAGAGUGAACGACAUGUUUGCCCAAUGCAGAGCGAGAGCUUUAGACUUCAAUAUCGGCUCAGGCAGCAAACAAAAUGUGGAUCUGCAACUUUUCACCAACCAGGUGUUGUAUGAAGUUUAUAAAUUUGCACUUGCAAUGACAAAGAGUUCACGCAAUUUCUUAUUCGAUAUUCUGGGCAACAACUUUAACCUUUUCUUCCACAAUGAAGUGCAUCAGCGCAAUUUUACAUCUUACAUGUUUGUGAAAGAAAAGAUCCUCCAGAACCACCCUGACAGAUGGAAAAUGGAGUUCCUCAGCAGCCCCUUUCAUUUCCCUGAAGUUUACAACAUGGUUGAUGUGACCAGUGAUUUUCAAACUAGACAGGAAGCUGAGACAGAGCAGCAAACAAAUGGGGAUUCACAGCCCUCAGAUUCAAGCCAGCAGGAAGAUAUGGAGCCACAUCCGUUUUGCAAAAAGUUUGGCCUCAACCUUUGGUCAACAGAAGAACGUUUGGCGAGCCAAAAGCUUGAUUUGACGGUCCUGACCUCAGGCGCUGUGCUGGAAAUAUUCGCCUUCAUCAGAGAGCUGUGUGGAUCGCUCAGGGAGCUAGUUAACGACAUCCUCGAGCACAACUUUGAUCUCGAUCUGCAAAGUGGAUUGACGGAGGCCUCACAGGUGAUCCAGAGAUGGUACUCCACCCAGAAAAGCUUGAUGAGAAAGUACAUCUCAUCACCAAAGGUAAGCAGGUGGUUUAAAAUGGUUGUCCCACUGAAUGGACACUUGCUGCUUGAUCCAGAACCACCAACUGCCAACAGCCUGGAGGAUCUGGAUUCAGAAGACUCAAAGCCAGAAGUGGAGGCUUUAGACAGAGAUGAGGAGAUAGAAGAGAAAAAAGUCAUCCGCUAUCACUUCUGCGAAGAAAUCGGAUUGGACCUUGAUGUCAACUCUAAACCAGGCAAAACAAAACUCGACUUGGGAGUGCUGACGAGAGGAGUCCUCUUGGAGAUGCACCAGUAUGUGGAACGAAACUGCAGCCGAUAUGUUCCCGCUCUGUACGAGAUUCUGGAGUACAACUUUGAUCUGAGCCCUCAGGGCCAUCGAAGGGUGGAGUUCGCCUGGUCCAUCGCGGCGCAGGUCAUCGCCAUCGCAGGUAAAAACGGCAGAAAUGGAGAAUACCUGAACAAAGUGAUAGAGUUGCCUUUCGAGGUGUCCGAGUCCUCGCAGAUCGUCUGCAAAGAGGAGCCGGAGGACGGCUUCGGUGAGCUGGACCUUAACGAUAACGACGACAUUAUGUUUGUCAGAGAACUGAAGCCUGUUGACAUAGAAGUGGAGAUAGAUUAGAGUCGAUAUUCUCUAAUAGAGUGCUACAGGGGUGACCUUUAUUUGUGGGACAAACCGGAAGUUAGCGUCACCUUGGUUUCCGCAACAAAAAGUCAAUGGAAUUGUUUCUUUGGGUUAUUGCAGAAAAUAAGAUCUGUGAUGAACAAAAGUUUAUGAUACUUGUUUGUUUUGUUCAGCAAGAUAAUCUCCACAAACACCACUAGGAUGAUUGAAGCAGAAAUGCAAUCACCAGAAGUACAAAGCUGGCGUUAGACUAUAAACGAACUACACUAGACGUUAGCGUCACCACCACAACAAGGCUGUAAAACUGUGUUCAGCGUGAUGAUGUUCUGUGUCUCAUUGGGCCACUUGUUAGCAACCGCCUUUUUGAAGACACAUAAAAGCUUCAGAGUUCAUGAAUGAGGUAUUUACUGUUGAACUUUAUGUCAAAGAACAAAAUGUUGAAGUCUUGUGUUAAUCACCGACCUUUUUUUAGAUAACUUACCAAAAACACGUUGACUUCAAGACGAGGCAACAGGAAGUGCAGAAACGCUAACUAAUUUUUGUGAUUUAGGACACAUGCAGCACUCUAUUAUUAAUGAGUCAUUUGCUUUGUAAAAUACCAUAAAAUUGUUUCCUAAAACCCAAGAUGACGUUCUCACAUCACUCAUUUAGUGUAAAACCUGAAGACGUUCAGUUUACAGUCACAUGUGACAAAGAGGAGCAGCAAAUAUCGUCAUGUUAGAAGCCAGAACUUGUUUAAUAUUUCUGCUUGAAAAAUACUCAGUUGAAAACAGCUGCCCAUUAUUUGUCUGUCAGUCAAUCAAGUCAUUGCUUCAGCAAUAAAAAACAGCACAAACUACAACAACUGAAAUUAAAGUUGAAUGAACACUGUACAGUAUGUAGCCUUCACAGAGGUUGGAUUUAUUGCAGUGAGGGUUGCCACGGUACGAUAACAGCCUCAGAAAAUACUGUGGUUUCAUGGUGUCAGUCAGAAUGAGCCUUAAAGGAAAGAAAACAGACGGGUUGUGUUUGGUUGAACAGAUGUUUUAUUACUGUAAUUGAAAGUUGAAAACAGAUUUUUAUGAUGGAAGUUUGUGUAAAACGUCUCCUCUUUGGAAAAAAACUCCAAGAGUUUCAGUCUCCAGUUGCAUUUUUUUUCCAGUAUCAUACAUAAGCAAAUGUACACUGUAGGAUAACCCUCAGUUUUCAUAUCAUGGUGUAGCUCAUUAUCGGUAUAUCGUUGCAACCCUAAUUGCAAUACUGUAUUCAGCUGCGUUGGUUUAAGCCAGAUGAACCUGAUGACACACUGACAGCUGAAUGUGAUCAUCAUGUUUGGACCUUUGCUUUUAAUGGUUAAUAUUCUGGAGAAUGUCCACUGGGGCUGGCUUCGUCUCAAACCUCCCAUUCUCUGUGAUCACCUGUGCUGUUUUAAUUCAGCCAAACUCACAAUAUAGUUUUUUCUACUGCACAUUUAUUUUCUGUUUGUGGAACCAGUACAAUAAAGGGAUUUGAUCGCAGCUCAUGAAUGGUAACUGCUGCCAUGCCGGGAUUUGGUUUUACGAUUAGGACUCGACAUCUGACAUCAUCAGCAUCAGUGGAGAUUAUUAAAGAAGAACUGCUGUAUGAUGGGAUGUGUCUGACUGAAAUAGACCGAGUGUCUGUAUGUUCAAAUGUCCGACCUCACACUUGGCGGAGUGGACUAUUGAACGACCUGUAAACAUACAUGUGGAUGAAACAUGUUUUCGGCCUUGGAUGUACAUUUUGUUUUUAUUAUGUUCUGUUGUUGGGAAUUAAAGUGUCUUUAAUCUUCA
Molecule: messenger RNA, 4760 nt
Organism: Epinephelus lanceolatus (giant grouper)
Lineage: Eukaryota; Metazoa; Chordata; Actinopteri; Perciformes; Serranidae
Source: RefSeq, a predicted model, not a curated record